Molecule: messenger RNA, 2545 nt
Organism: Anguilla anguilla (European eel)
Lineage: Eukaryota; Metazoa; Chordata; Actinopteri; Anguilliformes; Anguillidae
Gene: mkrn4
Product: makorin, ring finger protein, 4
Exons: 8
Coding region: 84-1385 (433 amino acids)
Biological process (GO): protein polyubiquitination
Molecular function (GO): metal ion binding; ubiquitin protein ligase activity
Source: RefSeq, a predicted model, not a curated record
UGACGUACACGACUUGCUGUCUUGCCCGCUCUGCGGUGUCAUUCGCGCCGAUACAGACUGUUCUUGUUCGUCCAAAUACUGAGAUGGAUCGACAUGGCGUUACGUACAGAAAUGCUAACAAACGCGUUUUUCAUGUAGGCAGGGCUCCGUGCAGGCAGUACAUCCGCGGUUCUUGCAGAUUUGGCCCGAGCUGUCACUUCUCUCAUGAGAUACCGGUGUUGCCCUCAGCGGAAAUCUGCAGAUAUUUCCAGAAGGGUGCCUGCUGGUUUGGUGACCGUUGCAGGUAUCUGCAUAUCCCUCAGCCAGAUGGCAGGGGUCCUGGCAGCAGAUUGGGCUUGGCCCCUGCUCCCCACGCCCCCGGCAUGGGUGACCGGGUCCUCCAGGACCGGCGGGGCUCGGAACCCUCCCUCUCCCAGACCCACGGGGCCUACAGCAGGGGCCGGAGGGGCUCGGAGCCGCUGGUGAGCGGCAUGGUCAGCCUGCAGCACAGCUUCGAACGUCUGAAUGUGGGCAUCGCUGAGGAAGAGGAGCAGGUCCCUGUCGAAGCUGCGAUCAGACAGUGUCAGCAGCAAGGCAGUUCGUGGGCUCAGCUGCAGCACCGUGGUCAGAAUUCCUCUUGGAGGGCGUUCCCCCAGCACUGCCCCAGAGCUGCACCCGGCCCCCUGUCCGCAGCAGCCCGUCUGGGGGCUCGCACCGGCCCGCCGAUGGCAGCUGAGGUCCAGGGUCGCGAAUCCGCCGCUGGAAAGCAGUCUCUCCAGAAGGCCUCCGACCAGCAGGGGGCAGCGCAGAGCGGCGCGGCGGCCCCCUCCGGCAGGGACUGGCCCGACGAGGCCUACAAGCAGAGCAGAGACGUCAUGUGUGGGAUCUGCAUGGACAAGGUCUACGAGAAGCCCAGCGGCCAGGAGAGGCGCUUCGGGAUCCUGCCCAACUGCAGCCAUGCGUUCUGCCUGGGCUGCAUCGUCACCUGGCGCAAGACUAAGGACUUCCAGGACGAGGUCAUCAAGGCUUGCCCGCAGUGUCGGGUGAAGUCCUCUUACUACAUCCCCAGCAAGUACUGGGUCAGCGACGGGGAGCAGAAGCAAACGCUCAUCACUGCCUUCAGAGAGAAAUCCAGUAAAAUCAGGUGCAGUUUCUUCAUGCGGCACGGGUGCUGCCCCUUUAAGUCAGAGUGCAUCUACCGCCACGAGCUGCCCAACGGAUACAGGCCUCGACGCCGGCGGUCGUCUCCCGCGGCCAGCUCGUCCAGUUUAGAGGACCUGGACAACGACAGCCUGCAGCUCCUGCAUUACAUCAUCGCCCUGGCCCUGCUGGACGAGGACGACGUCCUGGAAGAGGACGACUACUUUCGGCUGUACCUGGAUGACGAGGACGGGGACCCCCUCUGAGCCCAGGCCGCGGGGGCUUGGGUCGCAUGUAGGAGGGGGGGGCUUGGGUCGCCCGUAGGCCGUCCCGAGACGGGAUUCACAUGUGAACUGCUUCCGGUAGCUUACGGAAACGUACUGUUUGUAGUCCUUUUUAUAUGUGUGGUGUUAAUCCCCUCUGUCUAUAUAAGCUACCCGCUUGCGGAGCAGUGGAGUCACGUGACCAUUUAACCCCUUUGGCCUCUUCUGUCUCGAGUACCACUGUGCUCUGAACUAAGCCUGACUGAGUGCACCCCUCACAUUUUUGGAUUUUCAAAGCGACCGCUUUGUCCGGCUGACACGUCGGCCGUUACUUUGGUUACCGUAGUUUACCAGUUAAACCAAAAGAAAAUCCUGGACUGCCAAAUGAACUUCAAAUAACAGGCCGACAUCAAGGGGCCAGGCUGUCGUGGUGCUGGUCUGGGCCCUGUCGUACGUUUUCUAUAAAAAGGCGAAAAAAGGUGGAGGAACGAAUUGGCAGGUUUGGCCGAUGCCGGCCCGAAUUCACGGCCUCCGCUCCGGUUCAGACGCCUGGCGAGGCGCGCCGAGUCGAGCGGCGUUCUGUGGUUGUGUAGAUGUUCUGAAGGUGGUUGUCUGACUGUUCCCCGUUUAACCCAUUCCCCGGUUUUCACAUUUUUGUCGAGUGUGCACGCUAGCUGUGUCGUCAUUAACGUGGACUCUGACUUGCUGUAGUUUUGGGGGGGCGGGGAAAGUGGAAACCCAGUCUUGUGUGUACUGGAGGAGUUUCGCACCAGCCAUCCAAUUACGUUGGAACCAGGUUUCAUUGCAACCACUGACACUGUUACACCAUCAGUUUGACAUUUAUCGUAUGAAUGAGAUUUUUUUAAAAACGGCGUGUAUUGUCAGCAGUUCAUAAUUUUAUGUUUGUCUCGAUUGAGGUUGUGCUCUGGCGAAGUGUUUGUGCUUCCCAGAGCCUUUUCACCCUGUGCUGCUGUUUUAUGCUCCUAUCUGUUCGUCCCAAAUCCCCCGUCCUUGUCCUUGGUGGUGGGCAGCCAUUUCUGUCCCUUGGAAGCAGUGCUGCAGUACAGCAGGCUUGCAUGACAGGCCGAGGGUGUCAUGUUUUAUUUCUUUUAUAAUCGUAUUCACUUAAAGAAAAAAAAUAAAACAUUGUUUCACAAGUUGAA